AUGGCAGAUGCUCAUGUAAUACUCUUACAAACAGACCACCAACUUCCUACCAACACCCCUCUUCUUGAUGACGAAGAUAAUAAUAGUGAAUCAACUCCUAAUCACACCCAUAAUCACAGUCCACAACAACAACGCAACCAAGAGAUUUAUAUUCCAAACCAAGACAUUAAAUAUGUUGAUCAAGCACUAAAAAAGCUAGAAGCAUAUCUAUCAUUUCUGGGUUUCAAUCAGUCUUCCCUAACAAGUUUCCUACUUUCAUGGGCUGCUUUUCUACUGAUUGGUGUCUUGCUUCCAGUGGCAAUACUGGAGCUGUCCCAAUGUUCAGGGUGCGAAAAGUACCAGAUUAAGGAUUUCGAACUGGAUAUUGUGGCAUCUCAGGCCUGUCUUGCCGCUGUUUCUUUGAUUUGCUUAUCACAUAAUUUACGCAAGUACGGUAUUAGAAAGUUUCUCUUUGUUGAUCGUUUUGGUGGCCAUAUGUCUCGCUUUACCCUUCUCUAUAUUCAACAGAUUAAGGAUUCCUUACGCUUGCUGAUCUAUUGGUCGCUUCCAUGCUUCAUUCUGAAAGUUGUGCGUGAAGUUAUCCGUGUCUUUUAUGUACGUCAUGAAUCAUGGUUGAUGUCUACUGCUGUUUUAAUCAGUCUGAUUAUUUCCUGGAGUUACGUGAGUGGAAUAUCUUUAUCAGCCAGCAUUUUGUUUCAUCUAAUCUGCAACUUGCAAGUAAUUCACUUUGACGACUAUGCAAAGCUUUUGGAAAGGGAUCAUGAUGUUUUGGUUUUUAUAGAGGAGCACACUCUUCUGCGCUAUCAUCUCUCUAAGAUAAGUCAUAGGUUCCGAAUCUUUCUCAUUCUACAGUUCUGUGUUGUUACAGCUAGUCAGUUUGUGACUCUAUUCCUAAUCACAGGUUAUAGUGGAAUUAUUACUGCUAUAAAUGGCGGUGAUUUUGCAGUUUCCUCAAUUGUCCAGGUUGUUGGCAUAAUUCUUUGCUUGCAUGCUGCUACAAAGAUAUCCCAUAGAGCUUUGGGUAUUGCAUCGAUAGCAAGUAGAUGGCAUGCAUUAGCAACAUGUAGUCAUAAUGAUACAUCUCAAAUUAGAGUUUCAAACAGUAUGGGGAACUUAGAAGCGCUGUAUCCACAUAACUCAUUACAGAUAAAUUACUCUGAAAGCGAUGUGGAGUCAUUUGAUUAUAUUGCAACGCCUACAAAUGUGCAGUUGGCAUCCUACAUGACCUCGUAUCACAAAAGGCAAGCCUUUGUGCUGUAUUUGCAGAACAAUCCUGGGGGAAUAACUAUUUUUGGCUGGAUUGUUGAUCGAGGACUUAUCAACACAAUCUUCUGCAUUGAACUCACUCUAGUUACUUUUCUUCUUGACUUCCCAAUUUCCACUUCUGGCGUUGGAUUGGUAUCCACAACUAUUGAAGUGACGAAUCAGAUGAUAACCAAGGAUGGCUGCAUGUCGUAG
This is a messenger RNA of Dovyalis caffra, 1458 nucleotides long. NCBI's taxonomy places the organism in Eukaryota, Viridiplantae, Streptophyta, Magnoliopsida, Malpighiales, Salicaceae. The record is from the annotation of a GenBank genome assembly.